AAAGUAUUUUCCUUUUUUAGGCAGGUGUGGUUGCCCUACAAAAACAAAAGGCAAAACCUCUCCUUUCCUCAUCCUCCUCUUGCCCUCCCCAUAAAAACCUCCGCUCCCAAACAAGGAGCGCCUCACCUACUGCUCCUCCCUCAGGCAGCGCCGCGCCGCCCUGCCGGCGCUUGCCAUUCCCUCUCUUCCGGCGCCCGGGCAUGGACGUGCACCCGUCGAAUGCGGCCGCCAACUCGCUGGGAGAUUUGUUCCCUCACGAGCCCGCCUUGGAAGGUGACGACAGCAGCCUUGAGUGGCUCUCUGUGUAUGUAGAGGACUGCUUUUCUAGCUCUGUGUCCUACGCAAACCCUAUCUCCGUAAAACCAGUAUCUACAAUGGCAAAUCAAAGUGCUGGAAAACCGAAAUUACUCCCACCUUCAUCUUCCAACGGCAGAAAAAAGAGAAGGAGCCUAGCCUCUGUUAUGAGCGAUGAAGAUGAUGGUCAAGAAUAUUUCCCAUUGUUUGUUGAGCCACCGCUGCUCCUACUCGAUCAGCAACAUUGGCUGGCAGAGAGUGAGCUGAUCCUCCCAAGGAAAGACAAAGACCAAGAACUUGGCCAACAACAAGAGAAAGAACAGGAGGAAGAGAAGUGCGAGAAGGAUGCAGGAAUGCAGUUCCAGCAAGAGCGGCUGGUGAAGCGUUGUAGCAACUGUUUGUCAAACCAAACACCGCGAUGGAGGCAUGGUCCGUCAGGGCUUACGAUGCUGUGCAAUGCUUGUGGCCUGAGGCUUAAGCCAGAGAAUAGGUUCACCACCGUUUCGAAGCAGUGUGACCAAGGAACCAACAGAGAACAAGAGCUAGGAAAGCGGCGAGGAAAGAAGAAGAUCAAGAAGACUGCAAAUGCCAGCGAGGAGUUGCCACCAGAGCAGCCGGUGAAGAGGUGCACCCACUGCAUGUCUUUCAAGACCCCACAGUGGAGGGCUGGUCCUUUGGGGCCUAAGACUCUAUGCAACGCCUGCGGUGUGAGGUUCAAGUCUGGCAGGCUGCUUCCGGAGUAUCGACCGGCCAACAGUCCAACUUUUGUGAGUGACAUGCACUCUAAUUCUCACAAGAAGGUCUUGCAGCUGAGGCAGUCCGUUGAACACAAUGGGAGGUGAGAUGAUGGUCAAGAACAUCUCCAGAACCUGUCGCAUUGGAGCUUACAGGCUCUUAGAUUGUAGAGGCUCUUAGAUUGUAGUCUAGUCGAUGCCGAGAAAAUGAGAGCUGAAGCUGGAUAGGUCUUGGUUGAACUCGUUCUAGCAGUGUUUUACUUCAGAGACCGAUUUGCUAGGUGUUCGAGAUGUUAAAUUGAAUACCAUUUGGUGGUUGCUUCAAUAUUAUCCUGAAUUGUUUUA
Phragmites australis (common reed) is the source of this 1373-nucleotide messenger RNA. RefSeq names its product GATA transcription factor 7-like. Bases 201 to 1136 code for a protein of 311 amino acids. Lineage: Eukaryota; Viridiplantae; Streptophyta; Magnoliopsida; Poales; Poaceae. Gene Ontology annotation, molecular function: zinc ion binding; sequence-specific DNA binding. The transcript is spliced from 2 exons. Gene Ontology annotation, biological process: regulation of DNA-templated transcription. The record is from RefSeq and is a predicted model, not a curated record.